Fomitopsis serialis is the source of this 405-nucleotide messenger RNA. RefSeq lists its product as uncharacterized. The record is from RefSeq and is a predicted model, not a curated record. Lineage: Eukaryota; Fungi; Basidiomycota; Agaricomycetes; Polyporales; Fomitopsidaceae. The transcript has a single exon. Bases 1 to 405 code for a protein of 134 amino acids.
AUGGACGCUCUCCUCGCCCAGUUGGGUGUGAUUCUCUACCAGAAUCAAACAUCACUCCCGCACAUACUCGUGUAUCUAGUGCACGAGAACCCUGCGCAUCCUAUGGCCUACGGUCUCCACCAGUAUCUCCCAACAAUUUUGGACAUGUUCCUCCAGAGCCCGUCCGCGGACGUGCUGCGGCAGUGGGCGGAAAAUACUAUGGCUUGCGCAUACAAAACCGAGGUAGUCAACCUAUCGCAGUCGGGCAACUUACAUUUCCUCGCGAGCGCAGCUUCACCGGAGAAGCUCGAAACGUUCACAAUUCGCCAGCUCGCAGGCGCGAUGCAGAAGCACGCGCCCUUCCUCUGGCGCUUAUUCGAUGUAGCAUCAGCAAACUGUGCAAUUUCUGAGGGUCUGGGUGACUGA